Messenger RNA from Olea europaea var. sylvestris, 860 nucleotides. RefSeq names its product probable galactinol--sucrose galactosyltransferase 2. Bases 339 to 782 code for a protein of 147 amino acids. The transcript is spliced from 3 exons. NCBI's taxonomy places the organism in Eukaryota, Viridiplantae, Streptophyta, Magnoliopsida, Lamiales, Oleaceae. Gene Ontology annotation, molecular function: raffinose alpha-galactosidase activity. The record is from RefSeq and is a predicted model, not a curated record.
AGCUUCUAGAUCACACGUUUCAUCAUUUUAUUAGCUCGCUGUAGAAAAAUCGUUCGACGUUUAAAGCCAAAAGGCGUAUGUAAACCUCCGGUGAUUACUUCUUGGAAUUCGCUUUCAUUGUUGAGCGAUCAAUGGGCAUUGAGAACGCGUGCAUUGCAGUCUCUUCUGGAAUGUACUUCUGCUGAGUCCCUCCCUCCCUCCCUCCCUCCAUGCAUACAGCAUAUAUAUAAAGCUGAGUUUGUAUGUACGUUCAGAUAGUUGAAUUUGGGAGGUAAUUUCUUCAAGUGGUCAGAGGUAUUAUAAAAGUUAAUUGUCUGGCAGUCCUCGAGCCUGCAAAGAUGACUGUUACACCAAGUAUCUCUAUCAAUGAUGGAAAACUUGCGGUUCAUGGGAAAACGAUACUCACUGGGGUGCCAGACAACAUUGUGCUGACUCACGGUUCAGGUGUGGGGCUUGUUGCUGGUGCAUUCAUUGGUGCUACUGCUUCACAAAGCAAGAGCCUGCAUGUCUUCCCUGUUGGUGUCUUAGAGGAUGUCCGCUUCAUGUGUUUGUUCCGUUUCAAGCUCUGGUGGAUGACACAGAGGAUGGGAACCUGUGGAAAGGAUGUUCCCCUGGAGACCCAAUUCAUGCUUGUGGAGAGCAAAGAAACAACUGAAAAUGAGCAUGACUAUACCCCAACCAUCUAUACUGUCUUCUUGCCUCUCCUUGAAGGCCAAUUCCGGGCCGUUCUUCAAGGCAAUGAGAAUAAUGAGCUGGAGAUCUGCCUUGAGAGUGGUGAGUAGCUAAUGGCAUGUUACUAAUGUAAUAGAGAAGAACUAUCUUUUUCUCUGGUUCUGUUGCUAUUGGGGGCUUUACGCAAU